AUGAUGAUGAUGAGUAGUCUUCGCGACGGCCGGGAUUGGUUUAUCGACUAUGAGGGCGCAUCGGACGGGACUGGUACCGUGGCGCUGGACAUGGCAGCACCUGAAAUGAAAAACUGGUAUAAUGCAACGGGGUUCUUUGCGAAUGUUACUUGGGAUCCGUACUAUGAGGCGAGCCCGUCUAUCGACACUCUGCAGGAUUUGGAUGUGUCGUCUACCAAGAGUGUUGCUUUGUGGGUUGUUUCAAAAGUACUAGGGGGCGGCGACGUGAAGGGUACAACGCAUAUCAUUGGCCUUACCAUUGCACGAAUCCUCGAUCUACCCGAGGACCCACACCUCCGCAAAGCAGAAGUAACAGGCUACGCCAUUGCGAAAUGGGGCGAUUAUCCUGCCCUUAUUAAUGGGAGCGAAGGACAAGUGGUAUCGGGGUCUGCUUACCUAGUCAAGUCCGAGGAAGAGGCGGAGAAACUAGCACGUUAUGAGACGAAUGCGUAUGAAGUUGUGGACUGUUUGGUCUUCUUCAAGGAUGGGGAGCAGCCGGACGAAGCUGAGGGGAAGGUGUUUGUGUAUGCGGGGGAUGCGCAGGCGCUACUUGAGAGGCGGUUUGAUAGGGUGCUUUGGGAGAGGCAGAUGGGUGGGAGGGUAGGGUUAUGA
Aspergillus luchuensis is the source of this 651-nucleotide messenger RNA. RefSeq names its product gamma-glutamylcyclotransferase family protein. NCBI's taxonomy places the organism in Eukaryota, Fungi, Ascomycota, Eurotiomycetes, Eurotiales, Aspergillaceae. Bases 1 to 651 code for a protein of 216 amino acids. The record is from RefSeq and is a predicted model, not a curated record. The transcript is spliced from 2 exons.